AUUUAUGUUAUCCCUUGCGGGCACCGUGCUAUCAAUACGGCUGUCCUCAACACAAUGUUGCGCCGCCCUGAGCGGACUCUUCCCUGCCAAUGUAUACUAUCCUAAUAGCACCGUCUACGUGCAGGAAGAGUCUACGUACUACUCUGCGCUGCAGGCCGAGCAGGACCCCGCAUGCCGGGUUGUGCCAACGAGUGCAGAGAAGGUCGCCCAAGUUGUGCAACUGGCUACGGAGAAUAACUGCAUAUUCGCUGUGCGCUCGGGAGGACAUAUGAACUGGAAGGGCUCCUCGAAUGUCGGCCCUGCGGGAUUUACGAUCGACCUGCAGCAGCUCAACCAGAUUUCGCUCUCAUCCGAUCAUAGCACUCUCUCCGUUGGCCCGGGUGCUCUUUGGGGGCAAGUGUACGACUUGGCGUCUCCGCUGAACUUGACUGUGCUUGGAGGCAGAGUUUCUACCGUCGGCGUGGGCGGCUUUCUUGUGGGCGGCGGCAUAGGCUACCUCAGUUAUCAAUAUGGCCUCGCACCCGCGUACAUCACGGAAUACGAGAUUGUCCUGGCCAAUGGAACCUUCGUCAAUGCAUCUAGUGAAAACAACGCUGCCCUUCACUGGGCACUUGCUUUAGGGUCCACCAACUUUGGUGUCGUGACACAGUAUACAUUGGAAACAUUUGCUCUUGGCGGCAUGUGGGGAGGAGCUCUGUCUCUUGGCAUACAGGAAGCGCCGGCAGUCAUGGAUUACUUCCUUGCCUAUGUCAACAAGCUUGCUGACGACCCCAAGGGACUCUCGUCCGUGACGAUGGCGUGGAAUUCAACAGCACAGGACUAUGGUAUAUUCAUCGGGAUUGCAUACCUGCUACCUGUCAGCUUUCCCCCUCUGUUCUCCGGGCUGGAGCAGUUGAUCCCCAAUGCAACUGAGAACACACUUGAAAUCACCAACCUAACGGCCAUCGCUACUUCGUUUGCCGACGCAGAUCCAUCUGGCUAUCGUCAAGCGUGGUGGACGUUGACGUUUGAGGCGGAUACGCAGCUCGUCCUGGAUGUUCAGCAAUAUGGCCGAGCGCUGUUCGCAGACCUACUUGCGGUGAACGGGACGCAGUGGAGCCUGAAUGUACAACCCAUUAAUCACCAAAUGAUCACCGCGACGCAGGCAGCGAAUAAUCCAGCCGGCCUGGAGGGAGAAAAUCUCUUCUUGAUCUUGGAACAUUUGACCUGGGAGGAUCCUACAUUAGACGAAGUAAUGGAAGACCGGUCAAGAGACUACCUGGCAUGGGCGGAAGCGCUUGCGCGUGAACGUGGACUGCUCAACCGCUUCCUGUACCUGAACUACGCCGAUGGACAUCAGCCGAUCUAUGCUCAGAUUGGCCUUGACAAUCUAGAGAAGCUUCAGGCAGUCAAGAACGACUACGAUCCGGAUAAUGCGAUGGGCAGAUUGUGGUUGGGAGGAUUCAAGUUCUGA
Laetiporus sulphureus 93-53 is the source of this 1453-nucleotide messenger RNA. Its product is annotated as FAD-binding domain-containing protein. The transcript is spliced from 10 exons. Bases 5 to 1453 code for a protein of 482 amino acids. Gene Ontology annotation, molecular function: FAD binding. The record is from RefSeq and is a predicted model, not a curated record. NCBI's taxonomy places the organism in Eukaryota, Fungi, Basidiomycota, Agaricomycetes, Polyporales, Laetiporaceae.